This is a messenger RNA of Lytechinus variegatus (green sea urchin), 3484 nucleotides long. It is a transcript of the gene mrpl9, whose product is annotated as 39S ribosomal protein L9, mitochondrial-like. Bases 167 to 895 code for a protein of 242 amino acids. The record is from RefSeq and is a predicted model, not a curated record. Gene Ontology annotation, cellular component: ribosome; mitochondrion. Lineage: Eukaryota; Metazoa; Echinodermata; Echinoidea; Temnopleuroida; Toxopneustidae. The transcript has 8 exons. Gene Ontology annotation, molecular function: structural constituent of ribosome. Gene Ontology annotation, biological process: translation.
AAUAUUCGCUGUGACGGCGGCUAACGCUCGAUCGCCAUUGAUCAUUACACUCUUCCCGUUGAUCACCAUUUUUUGAUAAAAACCUUUGUCAAAUCUUUCCCAGAGAUUCUAUUAAUCAGCGGUGGAUGUUUUUUCCGUUUAUGAUAUAUCGGGAAUAAUACGUGUCAUGUUUUCUUCAAUCUGUCAGUCAUUAUUGACUCGAUCCAGUCAGUUUAUGGUUUCUGGUUUUAGGGGCACAGCAGCAAUACAAUGGCAGCAACUAAGAACUGUAGUUAUAGUGCGCCGUCUUUUUCCACCACCUAUUCCUAAACUUGGAAAGAAAUACACUAGACCGAAGAAGAGCCAUAAGGUUUAUAUCUUAGAAGAGGAUACAACGCAUCGACCAAGGCAAAAGCUUAAACUUAUUCUCAAAGAUGAUGUACCAAAGAUAGGUAACCGAGGAGAAGUGGUAAUGGUUGACAAGAGAAUAGGUAGAAACAAACUAAUACCAUCAGGUGCUGCAGUCUAUGCUUCCCCAGAAAACAUUCAAGAAUUUGCAAUGACAAUGAAGAAAGAGAAGGAAGAGUCAACAGAUGAAGGAAGAUUAUCUCCAAUGGCAAUGAAGACAAUCAAGCACCUACAGAAGAACAUGUUAGAAGUCAGAAUGCAUGCAGACUCUGAAUGGACAGAAGUUACUAAGGAUCAUGUGAUUCAUGCCUUCAGACAUAGACUUGGUGUUGUUGUGGCUGAACAUGCUCUGAAACUACCAGAUGAAACCAUUACCAAAUGUGGCACAUAUCCAUUGGAAGUUACUAUCAAUGGCAUUGAAACAGUUCAUGUGGAGAUGGAGGUUAUCAACUUCUUGCCAAAGAGGAGAAGAACUCAAGAAUCAGAAGGGAGUCGAGAAGAUGAAUGAUAUUGAAUCAAGAAAAAAAAAACAUUGCCCUUAAAUCUGUGUUAACCAUAUGCAAUCAUUAUACCUGACAAAGAUCCUUGUUUGGGAAAGCCAUAUCCUUUAUAUCCCUUGCUUCUUUCUUGGUCAGGGAUAUGACCAAAUAGCCUUCAAGCAAGCUAUAAAAUACCUGUUAAAUGACCCUGAGCAACACACACCCUCAACCACAGCUAGGGGCCACACAUGAGAAACUAGAGAGGCUCCUCUGCCAGCUUGUACAUGUAUGCUCUCAUUUCUAUUCCCCUAUUUUCCUUUUUUCCAAAGUAGAUUACUUUUUUGCUUGAAAUUACAAACGGGUAAGCAUUGAAAUGCUUAAUACAAAUGUUUCUUAAAUUCUUGUUAAAACUAGAAUUGAAUUCACUCAGAAUUAUCUAGCACAGCCAGAAAUCUGUGACAUGCUCUUACCAUACAUAACAGUUAUUGUUGUCAUUAAGCUCUGGUAGGUGUUUCAUAAAGCUGUUCGUAAGUUAAGAGUGACUUUAAGAAUGACUAGUGAACCUUAUGUGCUAAAUAAUCACUAAUGAGUACAUAAUGGUGAACAUCAUUUACCACAAGAAAGGAUCACCAGUCGUUCUUAAAGUCGCUCUUAACUUACGAACAGCUUUAUGAAAUGGCCCCUAGGCUUGAUCCUGAGGCUGGCCAUGCAGCAAUAGGAAGUUGAGACUUCUUAUUCUCUUACGUCGCAAGUUUUUAAAUAGGGAAUAAUUAUAACAGAGAUUUGAGUUUGAUGGCAUGGGUUUCUAUAGAAGCAUUAUUUGAUGUAUUUAUCAUGUUUCCCCUGUACUUGUGAGAGCAUCAGGAAUUCAAUUGAUGGUCUUCUUGGCAUAAAUUACAUCUUCCAUGUAAAUGUGGAAAGAGAUUCAAGACUUACAAAAUGUGUGUAUUGUCUCCUAAUAUUGAAAGAUGUAUGGAGAAAGUUGAGGCAGUAAUCAUAUGGUCCUUGAAGUCUUUUAUUAAGCUGUUUAGAAUUUGUCAAUUUUAACCAGGACUGAUGAGUUCUCAACCACUUUGAUUUCCAUCAACCGAAAUUGAAAUCAGGUCUUGGUAUUUUUACUCACAAUCACACUUAUGAAAUUAGAGUAUGAUGCAUUACACAUGAUUAUUGUUAUGUACAAGAUUAAUGCCUUUGUAUCUUCCAUGUUCUCCCUAAGGAGAUGAACUUUGAAUGUAAGAUUAUCAUAUAAUUUCACACGCUCUCUUUUGACAUGUGGCCAUUAGGAUUUUGUUAAGAAUGAGGUUUGGCGGUGAAAAAUAGUUUGUAGCCAUGGACUAUCGUAGAAAGCACUGCACGAUUGUCACAGGAACACUUAAGACAGGCUGCAUACAAAUUCAAAUUACAAUAUAGAUACUUCCUAAUUGGACAAAGGAAAAGUAUCAAAAGUGUAAUUUCCUGGAAAAGUGCAAAAAUUGUCUCUUAUUUAAAUAGACACUGAAACAUUAUCAGUGUUUUAUCUAUGAAAUUUUGCCAGGAAGGAAAAAAAAUCAAUGUAUAUUACAAGCACAUUAAAACAAAAUUUAGGUUAAUUUAUCACUUUCUUUUUGUCAAAGUAGGGCAGCAUACUUUCUACAUGAUAGAGAGGAUACCUAAAUAUCAGAUGGAUAUUUUUCUCGGGACAUUUAAUACGACAUGUACUAAAAUUCCUGGAGGAAUAACAUAGCUUCCUUUGUUUAAAAAGGUAUUUUUUGACAAUGUUUGAUGCUAUGGCAUUACUUAACUCUUUCAGGCAGAGAAUGAACUAUCUGGGUAUUAUAUUUUUCUCUUUGAAAUUAAGAUACCACUGUACCUUCUCUUCCUCACUCUUGCUCAUAUAUGUGCAAUGAAUUGAUUAUAACUGGUUAACUGUUAAGUUCUGAUCAAAGAUCUUCAAAACUUCUUGGUUCAUUUUUCUGGGAUGCUCUCAAUCGAUACAUUCUUCAAAGCAGCACAUUUAUUUCAUUGAAGUUGUACAGUGUAUGUGAAUUUCUUUCAAAAAAUUAAUAAAAAUUAAUGAAAGGGAAUAAAAGAAAGGCAAGUGAGACAGACACCCUUAUAACAAAAAAAAGACAAGAGAGACAGACACAGAAGGGUCUGGAUGAGAGACUGAAUGAAGACUGAGAGUAGGAAAAGUGACCAGACAAAAGAUAUCUAUGUGUACACUUCAUUCAUAUCUAAUUGGGAUACUGUUAAAAACUUGUGGCUUGUGUUCAUGAUAUUAGUGAAUGGGCAAGUAGUAAUUCUUUGAAAUUGAAGAGAAGUUUGAAGGGAAAUUUAAGAGUCCGGGAGUGGGGAUGAAUCAACCCUCCCCCCCCCAAGAUCUUGGCUGCCGAUGGCGCGAACGCCGUGGAAAUUGGCACGAUAGUAGUGUGGGAUGUAAUCUACAAGGCUGUAUAGGUUUUCUUAAUGUGAAUUAAUUAUGCUUAAAAUCACUUAAAAUAUUACAAAAUGUCUAGGUCUGCCCAGAUCCCUGCCAUGUGUAAAUCUUGGUCUAUAAUUAGGGGAAGGCGAUUUAAGUUGAGCCACCCCAGAAUAAUGAAUGAGUCAGACGUUUUCAACGUUGAAAGAAAUAAUAAUUU